Molecule: messenger RNA, 810 nt
Organism: Sphaeroforma arctica JP610
Lineage: Eukaryota; Ichthyosporea; Ichthyophonida
Product: AGC/PKA protein kinase
Exons: 4
Biological process (GO): protein phosphorylation
Molecular function (GO): ATP binding; protein kinase activity
Source: RefSeq, a predicted model, not a curated record
AUGCAACCCACUGCUGAGUCUUCAUAUCGAUACACAUUUACCUACAACAACAAAUCAAUCCUGCCCUUCGCUUCCCAGGAUGAGAAAGAGACGAUGAAGGAAAUAUCCGUACACAGCGCACCUUUCUGCGUAAAGACCAUCGCAGCCUUUCAGGACAGCACUUACUUCUACUUUGUCAUGGAGCAUGUGCCGGGGGGGGAGAUUUUUGCACACUUACAGGCGGCGCCCAAUCACCGAUUUGGAGAUAAGCGCGCGAGGUUUUAUAUCUGCGAAGUUAUCUUGGCGCUGAGACACCUACACGAGCAAGGGGGUGUGGUGUAUAGAGACAUCAAACCCGAAAAUCUACUAGUAGAUAGUAAGGGGCACGUUAAGCUGAUCGAUUUCGGUUUCGCAAAGAAGCUCGGCAUUGUGGAGAAGACAUUUACAAUUUGUGGUACACCUGACUAUCUCGCACCAGAAAUGAUCCAGGGCCAAGGCUAUGGCAGAGAAGCGGACUACUGGGCCGUAGGAGUGUUGACCUUUGAGCUACUAUGUGGUUUCCCUCCCUUUGUAACGCUCAACCCACGCACGGGCCGAGCAAAUUUCUCAGAUGUUAAACAGUCUAGAUUUAAGAUACCGGGAUGGGUAACGCCAGCUGCUCAAGACUUCAUAGUCAGCUUAUUAGUCGCUGAUGCGGAUAGUCGUCUGGGCCAUAGUGGUGGGUUUGAGGCUAUCAUGGGUCACGAGUGGUUCCGUGGUGUCGACUGGGAUAAGGUGCUGCGCAUGGAAGUAAAGCCACCGAAACCCAUGUCGAGAAUCAAGCAUGGUUUG